This is a messenger RNA of Chenopodium quinoa (quinoa), 1664 nucleotides long. Its product is annotated as protein MAIN-LIKE 1-like. The transcript has 3 exons. Gene Ontology annotation, biological process: meristem development; meristem maintenance. Bases 30 to 1457 code for a protein of 475 amino acids. NCBI's taxonomy places the organism in Eukaryota, Viridiplantae, Streptophyta, Magnoliopsida, Caryophyllales, Amaranthaceae. The record is from RefSeq and is a predicted model, not a curated record.
CUUUCUCUCUCUAAAAAACUUUCCGAGCGAUGUCGAGGCGGCCCGGCAAGGAAGUGGCGGCACAGGCGGCGGGUGGACAGCGGUUUUCCGGCGAGAAGGCAUCGUAUUUUCGUUCUGGGGCUGGGAAGAGUAUGGACAUUAUGAGAAGUACGAUGAACUCAAUGGAGAGCUCGGGGCCCAGACACGUUAGAUCCCGUGGUAUUUCGGCCUCGGCUCGUAGAGAACGGGUGCACUAUUCUGAGGAUGAUGAAGAUGAUGAUGGUGAUGAGGAGGAGGAGGAGGAGGAUGCAGAUGAGGAUGUGGACGAUCAGAGUGGACCAUAUGAUGAUUACGGUCCAUUCAGUCAGAGGCUUGAUGAUGUGUAUGAGACGCGUAGGGUAGACGUGCGUAAGGGUAGAGAUGGUAGAUUUGUUAGUAGAUCUGGCACAUCAUCUGCGUCCACUGUGUCUGCGGUUAGCAGAAAACGGUCGAGGGCCGUUAAUGAUUCUUGGGUGGUGAGGGGCGAGGUGGCUGGGGGACCUAUAGACGGGAGUGUGAUUCCUAGCUUUCUAGGACACAUCGCUACCCGUAUUUGGGAGGACCAAGAGCGGGCUUUGGAUAGCGGCAUUUUGAAAUGCCAAACCCGGGAGAGGACUUGUAACUUCUUGUGUAGUUGGGCUGAGGCUUGGCCGGAGGAGAGCGAGAUGGUCGGCCGAUUGAGGGCCACUAGAGUGAGCCACCUUCCUGCCACCAUGCAUGAGAGGAUUGACUCGACGCUGAUCACGGCUUUCGUUGAGCGAUGGCAGCCGGACACGAACUCUUUCCACCUUCCGUUCGGUGAGAUGACGAUCAUGUUGCAUGACGUCGAGGCCAUCCUUGGGAUUCCCGUAGAGGGAAACCGAGCAUCUGUUGUCACAGAUGCGGAUCAGGCAGAUUUAUUGGCGGAGCUGUUGGCGGUGGAUAGGGCUGCGCUGUACACAGCGGCACUUGGUGUGUGGGAUCACGGCGGUGUUAAGAUCGCAGCAGUUUUGCAGCGAUGUUUGCACCCCACUUCACGUAGGACGCAGGACACACAGCUGGCUGCAUAUGUUUUUCUUCUUCUCGGGUGUACCUUGUUUCCGGAUAAGAGCGGAAACAAGCUCAGGCCACGCGACAUAGUUGACGCGUGUGAGCCCGACAGAGUAGGCCAGUUUUCUUGGGGGUCGGCUACAUUAGCGUACAUGUAUCGCCAGUUAGGAUUCUCGAGCCGGGCUGAUGCGGCAGGUAUCACUGGAUGUAUGACGUUGUUACAGACGUGGAUAUACGAGUAUGUGCCACCGCCCACUGCCGUGGAUGCGUGGAUGGGAAAGAUGACGCAGUUGGGACACAGACUUUUUGAGGAGAGGGACAACAUGACGACUGCAACAGGCAGAGCUGUUAUUGAUGAACUGGAACGGGCCCUUGAGCAGUGGCAGUGGGCGUCACAGAGAGAUUAUUGAUAUGUCGGCAGUGCUUUUAUAAAACAUUUUCCUAGUUGUUUGUAAAAGUUAACAUUAUCUGUUCUUAUAAUUAUUAUUUUAAGUUCUUAGAAUUUGACAUUAUAUUUUUAGUUUUUAUAACUUUUAUUUUAAGUUGUAAUUAGUGGGCAUACGAAAACUAAAUACAGGUUCACAUUUAAAUGGGAAAACUAAAUACGAAAAUUAGAA